GUAGAGCCUCUUUUUCCGCGAGUCCGUAUUGAGAACCGUGACUGUGUGAGAAUCCAGAGCUUUCUGGAGGCUUCUCCAGCUGAAUCCUACCUGGCCGAGAGCCGGGUCGCGACGGUUCAAGGGGUGAUGUGGGUGAUGACAAUUGUUCCUCUGGUCUUUCGAGUCUUUGGGUGGGACGAAUUUAUCAUCUCCAUUGCUAUCGGCUGUCUUGUUGCAUAUGCUGCCGUCUGUCAUGUUGCCUCUAAGCCGAGACUAGGAAGACAACUCGCUGUGGUCGCUCAGCAUCCCGACAACCUCAAUCAAGUGGCUCUGUUAUGCGAUACUGGGAAAGUCUUGGUGAUUUUGGCCUUCACAUUGGGAAAGACAUCAUUCGCCGUGACAAUGUUGCGAUUCGUGGUUCACAGGUGGAUGGUUGUCCUCUUGUGGUUUGUCAUCGUGACCAUGAAUGUGGUCAAUGUCCUCGCUGUAUUGUUUGUUUUGUCCAGAGCAAAGACCCUCGACAUGUGUGGAACCCUGCGAUCCCAUCAAAUUAUUGGCCAUCUGAUGUAUCUUGUGCCACUUUUCUUCUUGACUAGCCAGGAUGUACUGACGUCGUGGUAUUUAGCGUACUACGGUGCCCAGGAUUUUGUCUUAGCUCUUCUUUCCUGGAAAAUUAUGUGGGGUCUUCAGAUGAUGAAGAAGAAGGAAAGGCUUGGCAUUGCUUUUGCAAUGAGCCUUGGUGUCUUUGGAACUUGCACCCAUUGUCUGGGGGCCGCCGUUGAAGAUGGACUGGCCAUCACUGCCGCCUCGAUCUCUGCCAUCAAGCCCUUGCUCAUAAGAGCCUUCCCUGGCUCGUCGACAGGAGAGCACUAUAACAUGAUCUCCUACCCAACGAGACCAUCGCAGCAGAAAGUUUUCGACAUCUCACAGGGUGAGACGCAUACUGAUAUCGGGCACACUAGCAUUCAUGACCGAGGCAGCCAAACUGCGAUUCUUGAACUCGGUCACCAACAACCAAAAUGGAAUGAGAGAAUCAGCAUGACAACGGAGGUCUCAGUGACAUAUGUCCUUUCACCAUGA
Molecule: messenger RNA, 1059 nt
Organism: Penicillium argentinense
Lineage: Eukaryota; Fungi; Ascomycota; Eurotiomycetes; Eurotiales; Aspergillaceae
Exons: 5
Source: RefSeq, a predicted model, not a curated record